Molecule: messenger RNA, 2899 nt
Organism: Equus quagga
Lineage: Eukaryota; Metazoa; Chordata; Mammalia; Perissodactyla; Equidae
Product: zinc finger protein 709-like
Exons: 4
Coding region: 98-2080 (660 amino acids)
Biological process (GO): regulation of transcription by RNA polymerase II
Molecular function (GO): RNA polymerase II cis-regulatory region sequence-specific DNA binding; DNA-binding transcription factor activity, RNA polymerase II-specific
Source: RefSeq, a predicted model, not a curated record
UGGCGCUUAAGGCGCCGCGUUGCUCUGCACGGACUUUGUCGCGCUGUGACCUGACCUGAACCGUAGGAAGAACUCAGGGGACCCAGGAGACCUAGAAAUGGACUCAGUGGCUAUUGAAGAUGUGACUGUGAACUUCACCCCAGAGGAGUGGGCUUUACUGGAUCCUUCACAGAAGAAACUCUACAGAGAUGUGAUGUGGGAAACCUGCAGGAACCUGGCCUCAGUAGAAUCACCUUUCUGGGUCUGCAUUUCAGGAAAAACAUGGGAAAGUCGUUAUAUUGAAGAUCAGUACAAAAACUGGGGGAGAAAAUUAAGAAGUAAUAUGGUAAUGAGGCUCUGUGAAAGUGAAGAGGGCAGUCAAAGUGGAGAAAACUUCAGCCUUAUUCCAAAUCUCAAUCUGGACAAGAAAAUUGCAGGAGGAAAAGCAUGUGAAUGCAGUUCAUGUGGAAAAGGCUUCAUGCAUCAUUCAUCCCUUAAUAGACAUGUUAGAUGUCAUACUGAACACAAACCAUAUGACCCUCAAAAACAUGGAGAGAUGCCGUAUAAAUCUAAGAAAUGUGAGAAAGCCUUCACUUUUCCCAGUUUUGUUCAAAUACAUGAAAGAACUCACCACACUCAAGAGAAACUCUGUGAAUCUAAAAAUUGCAGUAAAGCAUUCAUUUCUCCCAGUUUACUUAAAAAAUAUAAAAGAAUUCAUACUGGAAAGAAACCCUUUGAAUGUAAAAUAUGUGGUAAAGCCUUCAGAUUUCCCAGUGAUGUUCGAGUACAUGAAAGGACUCAUACUGGAGAGAAACCUUAUGAAUGUAAAAUAUGUGGUAAAGCCUUCAGUUUUUCCUUUAGUGUUCAAGUACAUCAAAGAAUUCAUACUGGAGAGAAGCCCUAUAAAUGUAAGGAAUGUGGGAAAGCCUUUAUAACUCCCACAAGCCUUCGAGCACACAUGAUCUCUCACACUGGAGAUGGACCUUAUAAAUGUAAGGAAUGUGAGAAAUCAUUCAUUUCUCCCAGUAUAUUUCGAAUACAUGAAAGAACUCAUACUGGAGAGAAACCCUAUGAAUGUAAAGAAUGCAAUAAAGCCUUCAGUUGUACCAGUUCUCUUCGAAAACAUGAGAGAACUCAUACUGGAGCAAAACCUUAUGAAUGUAAAAUAUGUGGUAAAGCCUUCAGUUUUUCCAGUAAUUUUCAUGUGCAUGAAAGAACUCACACUGGAGAGAAACCUUUUGAAUGUAAAAAGUGUAAUAAAACAUUCAUUUCUCCCAGCUUACUUCAAAAACAUGAAAGAAUUCAUACUGGAGAGAAACCAUUUGAAUGUAAAAUAUGUGGAAAAGCCUUCAGGUUUUCCAAUUCUCUUCAAAUACAUGAAAGAACUCACACUGGAGAGAAACCCUAUGAAUGCAAAAAAUGCAGUAAAGCCUUCACUUCUUCCAGUUCUCUUCAAAACCAUGAAAGAACUCAUACUGGAGAGAAACCUUAUGAAUGUAAGAAAUGUAGUAAAGCAUUCACUUCUUCCAGUUCUCUUCGAGUACAUGAAAGAAAUCACACUGGAGAGAAACCCUAUGAAUGCAAAAAAUGCAGUAAAGCAUUCACUUCUUCCAGUUCUCUUCAAAUACAUGAAAGAAGUCACACUGGAGAGAAACCUUAUGAAUGUAAAGAAUGUGGUAAAGCCUUCAGUUGUACCAGUUCUCUUCGAAAACAUGAAAGAACUCACACUGGAGUGAAACCCUAUGAAUGUAAGAUAUGUGGUAAAGCCUUCAGUUUUUCUAGUAAUGUUCAUGUACAUGAAAGAACUCACACUGUAGAGAAACCUUAUGAAUGUAAAAAAUGCUGUAAAGCAUUCACUUCUUCCAAUUCUCUUCAAAUACAUGAAAGAACUCAUACUGGAGAGAAACCCUAUGAAUGUAAGAUAUGUGGUAAAGCAUUCAGAUUUUCCAGUAAUGUUCAAGUACAUGAAAGAACUCACACUGGAGAGAAACCAUAUGAAUGUAAAGAAUGCAGUAAAGCCUUCAGUUGUACUAGUUCUCUUCGAAAGCAUGAGAGAACUCAUACUGGAGGGAAACUCUAUGAAUGUAAAAAAAGGCAAUAAAGCAUGUAGUGUCCCCACUUCACUUCCAUGACAUGAAAGAAGUCACACUGGAGAGACAUGCUGUGAAUACCAGUAAAAUGGAAAUGCCUUUAUUUAUCAUGAAAACUUCCAGGGCUAUUCAAGAAUGCACACUAGAGGAAAAACCAAGUCAAUGUAAAGAAUGUCAGAAAGACUUUUGUCUUCCAGUUCUUUCUGAAGGCAUGAAAGGACUGACCUGAUAAAAAUUUCUUGAAAGUACACGGCAUGGGAAAGACCUCAAUUGGCCUACAUGCUUCUAUGUUACACUCUCACCAAAAAGAAAUAUAAAUGUAAGUAACAAGAGAAAGCUUCAUGGAAAUUAACUUGUAUAUAAUGUUCUAGAAAACUUUCAAUAUGAAAGAGUUCCUGUAAGUUUGUAAAUACUUUGUUUACCAAGCAUUUUUCUUAAAGUGCAACAUUGUAGUGUGGAUUUCUCUUAAUUAACUUCCUGAAAUGAAUAUUGAGGUGAGAUAAUUCUGCAAGUCAUCCUUCGUCAAUACUACAUAAGGCUUAAUAGGUGGUGCUUUUUUCUUAGAUCACCUAGUAAUAUUUUCUCUUUAAUUUUUGUAUAAUGUUUUAAUUGUUCUAUGUUCAGAGGCCAUUGAAAAAUGACAGUUUGGUGUUGUCGGGAUUCUUUUACUGGCCUUGUAUUACAGAUCCUGCAUAUGCCUGAUCCAUUGUAUGUAUUGUGCCUUUUUUAGAGACCAGUUCUUUUUUGGGAUGUUAGGUAUAGGAACCUAUUUUUAUUUUCCAUACUGUUGAUUAGUUGGAAUAAAUUUUUGUGUGUGGCAAUUUUCAAAG